Messenger RNA from Ectocarpus siliculosus, 645 nucleotides. The record is from the annotation of a GenBank genome assembly. Lineage: Eukaryota; Phaeophyceae; Ectocarpales; Ectocarpaceae.
AUGUGGCAGCACGGCCCCCCCGGCUAUGACUUCAGCGGCGGCGGUUUCCCCGGCGCUCCCGGGGCCGGCUACGGAUACGGAUACGCCUUCGGCGGCCCCGGUGGCGGUGGGUGGGGAGGAUGGGGCCGCCACUGCGGCGGCGGCGGUGGCGGCGGCGGUGGAGGCGGCGGCGGCGGCGGCGGCUCUGGGUGCGGAGGAGCCGCCAAGCGCGGCUUCGGCAAGGGCACCAAGGACAACAUGGCCAUGGCGAGGUUCGUGUCUCACACCUCCGGCAGCGACGUGACGAAAGUGGCCGCCGGCCAGGCGUUCAAGAAGUCGUGGCUGGUCCGCAACGACUCCACCACGACCUGGCCCGAGACCUGCUCGCUCAUCCCCGUCAGCCAGAGCUGCACGGACCUGUCCUCGCCCCCCGAAGCCCCGAUCGUGGGAGACGUCUCCCCCGGGGAGGAGGCGACGGUGUCGGUGGACCUGGUCGCGCCGCCGCAGCCGGGCAUGUACGAGGGGUACUGGCGCGCCUGCGACGACGCCUCCCGCAGGUUCGGGCAGCGCCUGUGGGCCAAGGUGAUGGUGGUGGGUCCCGGAGAGGAGGUGAAUGCAGCGGUGGAGAGGCUGUCCCUGGAAGAGAACGGAAACAAGGACAACUAA